Cuscuta campestris is the source of this 850-nucleotide messenger RNA. The record is from the annotation of a GenBank genome assembly. NCBI's taxonomy places the organism in Eukaryota, Viridiplantae, Streptophyta, Magnoliopsida, Solanales, Convolvulaceae.
AUCUAAGGGUUAGGAUUGCAUCAAAAUUAGGUGCACUAAAAUGGUUUUAAAAUGCAUCAUGUCGAAAUGCACCAAAAUCCUUUAAAAAUGCACUAUCUCAAAAUCUGAGUGCAGGAUGCAAUCUGAGCCGCACGAUGCAUCAGAUCCAAAGGUGUUUUGGGAAUCAAAUAGGUUUGGGCAAUUUGCCCGACUUUUUUCAAAUAAAGGCAGCUCUCAGAUUGUCAUACCUGCCAGUUACAACUUCACUGGACUAAGCAUUUUUUGCAAGGGUUUAUCUCAUCUUCUUAGCGCACCAGUAGAUAAGAAUUCGGUGAGUAACCAGCAGCCACUUCUAAAUGGAACAACUGAAAUAUCUGGGAAUGCUAUAAUUGACAGUGAUGAAGGAUGGAGAUGCGCCCAAAGUGAGAGGGUUUGUGGCAAAGAAGAGGAAGAACAGAAGGAAUCUGCGAAUAGGGUCUCCACUCGUUCAGCACUAAAAUUGGAGUUGGAAAGUACUCCAAGAAACUACACAGAUGCAGUAUUAGACCGGGAGAGUACCAAGCAGUUUGAUCAAGUUCUAAACAAGGGACAGAUACUCAACUACUCAGGGGAAGUACUUCGGGUUUCUAGAGAGACAACAAAGAUCUUUGAAUACAUAGAUGCAGCAUUAGUUCAAGGAGCAAAGUACCCGGUCUACCUUGCUUAUGCCAAUGAGGAUAUGGAUGCCGUUCUCAAUCACCUAUGCGGAGUGCAGGAAUGAAUAACCCUAAAACUGGGCAAGGAUUUAUUUAGACUGUCUUUUAUCAGCUUAUCUGGGAUUUUAUUAGUUCUUAUCCGAUUAUAGGUGAUUUAUUAAAUCUUAGGACUUAUC